Molecule: messenger RNA, 2189 nt
Organism: Rhinolophus ferrumequinum (greater horseshoe bat)
Lineage: Eukaryota; Metazoa; Chordata; Mammalia; Chiroptera; Rhinolophidae
Exons: 7
Coding region: 1-2064 (687 amino acids)
Biological process (GO): viral process; protein deneddylation
Cellular component (GO): cytoplasm; COP9 signalosome
Molecular function (GO): metallopeptidase activity; deNEDDylase activity; protein binding
Source: RefSeq, a predicted model, not a curated record
AUGAGCACCACCGGAGGCACUUUCUCCACGAACAACCGGCCCCUCUCUGAUUGCACUAUUUCUAGGAAAACUAUCAGAGUCCAUGGACCCCAGGCAGGUGGCCUAGCCCUCCUGGCAGCGCAGGCCACGGCAGAGUGGCGCCCGAACAGGGACCUGAGUACGGGAAGCGAAAAACGGACAAGUAGAGGACCGUCCUCUGCUACCAAGUGGAGUGGCGUGGCACCUGCCACAAACAGGCCAGAAACCUCCGGCCCCCAGAACUCGGAUACGGAUGAUGAGUCUUCCCCUUCCGCUGACCUCCUGGUGGCCUUUGCUAAGCUUUCUUGCGGAGCACCGCCAGCCGGGGGCCCCCUCCUGCCCCGAGAUGCCGCCCCAGAUCCUGAACAAAGACGCCCCCUUGCGCUCUCUGCUUUACAAAGGGGUGUUCUCCAGGCCCAGGAAAAGGGGGAAGACACUUCCGGCUUUCAAUUGUACCCUGUAACAGAACGCAUAGUCAACGGACAACCAGUUAGAGAAUAUGUUUACAAACUGCUGCCCUUGCACCCAAUGAUUGGAAGACUAUGGCUGGCUAAGGCUUGCCUUAGUGCAGGGGAUUAUCUGUUAUGGAAGAGUGAAUGGACUGACUUGUGCGAACAAGGAGCACGGAGAAAUCAGGCUCAUCAAGUGCCUAUUACCUAUGACAUGCUGGUAGGAGAAGGGCAACUCAGCCCCCGGGACCACCAGCUGGGUUAUCCCCUGCAAGCAUAUCAACAAAUUAACAUAGCGGAACUAAAGCCUGGCGCAGCCUGUCCACCUCGGGCUGUCUCUCGAGUAAUUUCAGAUGCCCAGGCUGGGCAAAUCCUUACUAAACAACUUGCCUAUGAAAAUGCUAAUAGCGCCUGUCAGGCGGUACUGAGACCCUACCGAAAAAGGGCACUAUAUCAGAUUUUAUUCGGCUAUGCUCAGGGUAGUACGGGUUUGCAUCUUUGGUGGGGAGGGUCCGAGGCCCACACCCAGAAACCUAGCAGAGUAAAGUUGUGUCUUGAUUGUGGAGGCGACGACUUCUCCGGUUCCUCGGCGACGGCGGUGUCCGGGAGUGGUGUGGCCCAGAAAACCGGGGAAUUGGCCAACAACAUGCAAGAAGCCCAGAGUCUCGAUGAAAUCUAUAAAUACGGCAAGAAACAGCAGCAAGAAAUCCUGGCGGCGAAGCCCUGGACUAAGGACCACCAUUACUUUAAGUACUGCAAAUUCUCAGCGUUGGCCCUCCUGAAAACGGUGAUGCAUGCCAGAUCAGGAGGCAACCUGGAAGUGACGGGCUUGAUGCUGGGAAAGGUGGACGGUGAAACCAUGAUCAUUAUGGACAGUUUUGCUUUGCCUGUAGAGGGCACUGAAACCCGAGUAAAUGCUCAGGCUGCUGCCUAUGAGUAUAUGGCCGCAUAUAUAGAAAAUGGCAAGCAGGUUGGCCGUCUUGAAAAUGCAAUUGGCUGGUACCAUAGCUACCCUGGCUAUGGCUGCUGGCUUUCUGGGAUCGAUGUUAGUAUUCAGAUGCUCAACCAGCAGUUCCAGGAACCAUUCGUAGCCGUGGUGAUUGACCCAACAAGAACAAUAUCUGCAGGGAAAGUGAAAAUUGGAGCCUUCAGGACAUACCCAAAGGGCUACAAACCUCCUGAUGAAGGACCUUCUGAGUACCAGACUAUCCCACUUAAUAAAAUAGAAGACUUUGGUGUACACUGCAAACAAUAUUAUGCCUUAGAAGUCUCAUAUUUCAAAUCCUCUGUGGAUCGCAAAUUGCCUGAACUUUUGUGGAAUAAAUACUGGGUGAAUACACUGAGUUCCUCUAGUUUGCUUACUAACGCAGACUAUACCACUGGUCAGGUCUUUGAUAUGUCUGAAAAAUUAGAACAGUCAGAAGCCCAGCUGGGACGAGGGAGUUUUAUGUUGGGUUUAGAGACACACGACCGAAAGUCAGAAGACAAACUUGCCAAAGCUACGCGAGACAGCUGUAAAACUACCAUAGAAUCUAUCCAUGGAUUGAUGUCUCAGGUUAUUAAGGAUAAACUGUUUAAUCAAAUUAACAUCUCCUAAACCAUCACUAAGUAGUACUUUUGCCUUCAAGCCAGUAUGUGAAAAAUACUUGAGUAACACAUUAAAACCAGGUACCAAAAAUCUGUUAGAAGUAUAAGGUGCUCUGAAGUGUCCUGAACAUUAAC